AUGGCCUACCACGCGCGCAUAGAAGAGCUCAGCGACAGCGACAGCGACAGCGACCCCUCCGACAUGGACCCCUCGGACUUCGACCCAACCCAAUUCGCCAACUCCCUCAUAAGCUCCGCUAACAUCCCCUCCACCACCUCCUCCAUGCCCUCAGGCUCUCAAGCCGAACUCCAGCCCCAAGUCCAUAUCAGCCAGUCGCAGGACGAGCAGCGCGAGAAGACGAAACAUUGGCAGUGCCUGUACCCCAUCUAUUUCGACAGCAGCAGAUCGCGGGCGGAGGGCCGGCGGGUAGGGAAGGCGCAGGCUGUGCCGAACCCGUUGGCGCGGGAGAUUGUGGACGCGUGCCAGGGGCUGGGGCUCAGUAUUGUGUUUGAGCCGGGGAAGAUGCAUCCGAAGGAUUGGGCGAAUCCGGGGAGGGUGAGGAUAUUGUUGAAGGAGCAUGGGCAGGUUAGGGCGCGGAACGUUAAGAAUAAACAUCACCUCUACAACAUGGUCUCCGAGUACCUUAAAGCGCACCCGACAAAAGAAGACACGCCGAUGCGGCUGCGCAUCGCGGGUAUGCCGCCGCCCAAGCUGCCACUACCGGCACCUGCUGUUCCCCGCGGCUGGAAAAUGAACAGGAUAUUACCGCUGCAUUCGCCUGCGCUCAGCGGUGGAGGGGUGAGCGACGACAUGUUCAAGGAUAUGAUGGCAGAACUGCAGGGCGGCCAGGCCGGUGCGAGUGCUCCCGGAAUAGAAGGCAAGAAGAAGGACAAGAAGAAGGGGAAGGCAUGA
Messenger RNA from Coniosporium apollinis CBS 100218, 774 nucleotides. RefSeq lists its product as uncharacterized. Gene Ontology annotation, cellular component: signal recognition particle, endoplasmic reticulum targeting. Gene Ontology annotation, biological process: SRP-dependent cotranslational protein targeting to membrane, signal sequence recognition; SRP-dependent cotranslational protein targeting to membrane. Lineage: Eukaryota; Fungi; Ascomycota; Dothideomycetes. Gene Ontology annotation, molecular function: 7S RNA binding. The transcript has 2 exons. The coding region runs from base 1 to 774 and encodes 257 amino acids. The record is from RefSeq and is a predicted model, not a curated record.